This is a messenger RNA of Punica granatum (pomegranate), 1782 nucleotides long. The record is from RefSeq and is a predicted model, not a curated record. Lineage: Eukaryota; Viridiplantae; Streptophyta; Magnoliopsida; Myrtales; Lythraceae.
UCCAAAUCACUAAUCAUUAGAGAUAUUGUUUAUGGCCCAAUCAUACCAAUCACAUGCAGAUCGAUGAUAUCUCACCAUUAUCUUCACAUAAUUCAUAUGUCACUGAGUCGAAAUCAAUCAGCCAUAAUGUAAGAGAAUACCGGGUUUCACGGUUUCCUGCAGUAUGCAGGUAACCCUGCCCAUCACAUCAAAAUCGACAGAAAAGAGAGCAGAGACUCCGAGCUGGACUAAGAUUUGUUCAACCCCGUGUUACUUAGAACCAACAUGAUGAAGAGAAGAGAUUGCCUGUCUAACAUGUUACACUACCUCAGCAGUGUCUCCCCCAACAGAACGCAUCAAUCAGUCAGACCAAGCAAUUUCAGAGACUGAUAAUUCAAUGAUUCGUCUUAACAUAUAAUAUAAAGCUUAGUAACUACCACCAUGCAUGCACUAAUAUAAAGCACAUACCUCGGCAUCGAACACAGCAGUCUUCAUCGCUAUCCCAAAGCAAGUAGUGAUAGAGCUAGAAGGAUCGAAUAACUCUACAGUCAUCACCACUAUCCCGAAGCAAGAAGUGAAAGACAGAGAAAGGGAUGGCGAAAGAUUAUCUUAUCUCAGGUAGGAUGAAGUUCCUCCUUGCAUUGCUCACGCUCCAGUUCUGCUUUGCCGGGUUCCACAUUGUCUCCCGACUCGCACUCAACAUCGGUGUCAGCAAAGUCGUCUACCCGGUUUACAGGAACAUCAUCGCCCUACUCUUGCUCAGUCCUGCAGCCUAUUUCUUGGAGAAGAAGGACAGGCCUCCCCUUACCUUCUCUUUAGUGGUUCAGUUCUUUCUUCUCGCAUUGCUCGGGAUCACAGCAAACCAAGGAUUUUACCUCUUGGGGCUGUACUAUGCAUCCCCGACCUUCGCCUCUGCUAUGCAGAACUCCGUUCCUGCAAUCACGUUCCUUAUGGCCUCUGCUCUAGGGCUAGAACACGUUCACAUUGCAAGGAGAGAUGGGUUACCAAAGGUUGUCGGAACAAUAGCUAGUGUAGGAGGAGCCACUGUUAUCACUCUCUUCAAAGGUCCUCUACUACACCAGACUUGGACACAGGGCAACACAGUCCGUAUUGGAGACAAUGUGACUGCAACGAAGACACAGAACUGGUCGUGGGGCUGUAUAUAUUUGGUUGGACACUGCAUGUCCUGGGCAGGGUGGAUGGUUCUUCAGGCUCCAGUCUUGAAAAAGUAUCCCGCAAAGCUCACACUCACGUCGUUCACCUGUUUCUUUGGACUACUCCAGUUCUUGGUAAUCGCAGCAUUUGUCGAAACCGACUUUGAAAAUUGGAAGAUACAGUCUGGAGAGGAGUUGUUUACCAUUCUCUACGCUGGAGUCGUUUCUUCCGGAUUUGUGAUCUACCUCCAAACCUGGUGCAUUCAUAAAGGAGGGCCCGUGUUCGUUGCUGCUUUCCAACCAGUGCAAACAGUUUUGGUGGCAGCUAUGGCAACUCUCAUUUUCGGAGAUCAGCUCUACUCUGGAAGGAUUAUCGGGGCGAUUCUGAUCAUGAUAGGACUCUAUGCUGUUAUGUGGGGUAAAUCCAAUGAGAAAAGACUAGGGGACCAAGAGAAGGAAGAGAAUCUGACAAAGCCCCUCCUCGGCGAUGAAACAUGUAGCAGAGGGAAAGACCCGGGUUCUCUAUCUGCAGAUAUUCCAUGAUUUCCUCUGCAUUUCAAUACUAUCUAUCUCUUAAGUAAAUGAACUUAAGCAACUGAUUCACCACGGAGGAUAAAAUGCAGGCCGCCAUGUGCCUCAGUUUCUAAUU